GGAGGACCCAAACCACUCGCUCUAGCACGCUAACGAGGUACUCCGUAGUAUUAAUCCGUAGUGGGAUCCUUCCGAAAACUCGGAAAAUGCCCCUGAAUCUCUCUGCCUACCCGGUACUCCUUGGCAUCGCGACUGAAUGAAAAUGAGACGAUCUUUGCUCAGUUUUCGGACGGUUGCACCCUUCCCCAUCGAGACAAUACCUUACCUUAUUAUCUUCUCACCCCGAGCAAAGCUGGCCGUUUUCAUCUCUCAAUUCAUUAUUGCUGCCACCAUGAGAUUCUCGCUGUGGACAACGUCGGCGCUGGCGGUCGCAGCCAGCGCGCAGAAGGAGGCACCGGCACGGCAGCAGAUCAAGAUUGACGCCGUCUUCCCCCGCAACGAGACGUACAGAGAAGCCCGGAUAUUCCCCAUCAUCUUUGCGGUUCAGAACAUGACGGCCAUCCGGGGGUCAAACGCCACCUUCGAGCUCUCUUGGGGCAUCCAGCGGCUCAAUGAUGGCUAUUCGCCCGCGGGAAUCCUCCCUGACGAGGGCUCCUUCUUGCUGAGGCCGAACGACACCGAACCGGCCCGGGGCUCCGAGGACAAGAACAAGUAUAUGUUCCAGUGGUACCUCUUCCGGUUGACGGACGAGGGCGGACAUCUCCAUUCGUGCGUCCCGCCCAAGGAGACCGAUAGUCACAGUUCCGCAAACGGACUUAUGAUCUUUCAAGCAAAAUGGAACGCCUACCUUCGGUUCCACGGGCUGGAGGACGCCGAUUACCUUCGCAAGGUUGCGACAUCCCGGAGUGCCCCGAGUUCCUGACGCUGGUCGAGAACGCCACCAGCCCAGGCUGCCCCACCGUCCAGGAGGUCCAGGGAGCCCAGGGCAACCCUUGCGCCGUCAAGAUCGACCGGCCCGCCGUCACCAGGAACGCUGUCAGAAAAGACACGAUGCUGAGGAGGUGGGGGCCCUUGACCUGGACGCGAAAUGAUACCCCAAGAGAGAGAGGGCUAGAGGAAGGGAACGCGGGAAGGCGGGAGAAAACGGUGGGAAAGUGAUGUCAGCGAGACACUAUUGUGCCCAUUAUUUACAGCAUCGACGCAUGAUCCAUUUUGGUGAGGAUUAAUUACGUGCUAUGACUUAAAAUAAGUUGUUUGUUAUUUCCGGACCUAUCUCCAGCUGAGCCAGGGCGUUUGGGGAUCUGCAAAGUGUUUAAGAGUGGACCGAUGGAAUCAUACAGAGGAUUAUUAAGUCUUCGCGAUUGUAAUAUUUGUUGUUGAUUAAUCAAACAGUCUCCUCGAGGGAAACGUCACUCCGACAAUUGGGUGAUUGGCCGUGUUCGGCAUUGUGUCUGACUAUACGAGCCAGCAACCGGUUUUGGUUGUUUCACGACCGGGAUUGGCCAAUUGCUGGGCUGUUUGACAGGUAUAGGGCAACGCGUCCUGCAGCCACAGGGCUCCCCCGCCUGCCAAGUUUACAUGUCAGCCAUGUCGAGGAAACACCCGGGAUGGGGCGGGUAAUGUCAAGAGGACGCGUCUAGACCCCGGUACGACGGAGAGACAUGACGGAGAGACAUGUACGUGUCCGCUACACUAUAGAAAUAUAUACGUA
Molecule: messenger RNA, 1591 nt
Organism: Thermothelomyces thermophilus ATCC 42464
Lineage: Eukaryota; Fungi; Ascomycota; Sordariomycetes; Sordariales; Chaetomiaceae
Exons: 1
Coding region: 272-802 (176 amino acids)
Source: RefSeq, a predicted model, not a curated record